Metarhizium brunneum ARSEF 3297 is the source of this 1248-nucleotide messenger RNA. RefSeq lists its product as uncharacterized. NCBI's taxonomy places the organism in Eukaryota, Fungi, Ascomycota, Sordariomycetes, Hypocreales, Clavicipitaceae. The record is from RefSeq and is a predicted model, not a curated record.
AUGAAGCUCUCGUACAACCCAUCCCAUCUCCCCCUCCGUCGCCAGGCAAGCGACGUGCCGGCCUCACCACCCACAACACGACCGACUCCGCCUGGCAUCUCUUAUGAGCUCUUCAUCGGCUUCCUCUGGGCAGGCGUUGCCAUCGCGACCAUCUUCAUUGCUAGCCGGCUGUACGCCCGCAUCCGCACCUCACGCCGGCUCUACCUGGACGACUUGUUCAUCUCGUUUGCCUAUGUUUUGGUUGUGGUCACGGCUGCCCUGUGGCAGUGGGGUGCAAAGGACAUGUACUACAUUCUGAAUGCCAAUGCCGGGCUGGUCCAAGUCGGGCCCGACUUUGUCACGCGUAUGCGCCGGUUUCUCCUCGUCUCGUUCAUCGUCGAGAUGUUCUUCUAUACCGUUCUGAUGCUGUUUAAGCUGUCGCUUCUCUUCUUCUUCAAGAGGCUGGGCAGCAGUGUCGACAGGUUCAAGUAUUUCUGGUGGCCUACCCUCGUCUUCUCCAUGUGCACAUAUCUCGUCGCCGUCGGUGACAUCGACUACGAGUGCUUGUUUGGCAGUCUGAAGGACAUCACGGUCCGCUGCAAUUCCCCCUCUGGGACGUAUUUCCUCAAGGUUACGCUGGACGUCAACUGCGCCCUCGAUGUCCUUUCCGACUUUCUGAUCAUGCUUCUUCCCAUUCUUCUGCUGUGGAAUGUCCAGAUUCGUCUGGGCAAGAAGAUUGCCCUCCUUGGCCUCUUCUCCCUCUCCAUCAUCACCAUGGCCGUAGCCAUAGCUCGAGCAGCCGACAUUGGCGCUACGCAAAAGUCCAACGGGUUGCCCGACAGCACGUAUCUGUGGUUCUGGAGCUCCCUCCAGUCGUUCCUGUGCAUCGUAGUCUCGUGUGCGGCUGCCUUUCGCCAGCUCUUUGUAUCGUCGACGCGAUCAAACAGCACCCCCCUUCGCAAACCAACGAGAAGUUGCUACGAGCGCAUGGCAUCGAAUUUCAGGCCCAGACGGCGGAAGCCCAACGACACCAUUUUGUACGACAUGCCAAGCACCCGCCAGACGGGCAAAGGCUUCAACGCCUUCGACUGUGUCGCCAUGCGAGACGGAUCCGAGGCAGAUUCGCAGCAUAGUAGCCAGAGCCCUGUUCUUGUUCCGCGUCUAGGAAAACCGGUUGCGGCUUGUUACAAGGCCCCGGAUCAAAAUCACACGCAGCCGAACCACAUUACCAGGGAGGUUGAGUUUCGCGUCACACAGCAUACGGGCUGA